Messenger RNA from Delphinapterus leucas (beluga whale), 1279 nucleotides. NCBI's taxonomy places the organism in Eukaryota, Metazoa, Chordata, Mammalia, Artiodactyla, Monodontidae. The record is from RefSeq and is a predicted model, not a curated record.
GAGGUGCCUGGGCCGCUCGUGGGAGAGGCAGGGCUUCAGUUGAGCUGAGAGGCGUGAGCUUAGACAGCCUUGGGCCCCUGGCCAGUCCCCACCUGGCACUUGUCUGUGUCACUGUCAGGAUUUGUCUGACUCCGCGUUCCCUCGCAGGGGUGUGUUGGGGGGAGUCCUCUUUGCAACUCUCAAAAUGGUUAUCAAAGUGUUUGUUGCCACAUCAUCUGGGUCCAUAGCGAUUAGGAAGAAACAGCAAGAAGUAGUGGGCUUUUUGGAAGCUAAUAAAAUCGAUUUUAAGGAGUUCGAUAUUGCCGGAGAUGAAGACAAUCGGAGGUGGAUGAGAGAGAACGUUCCUGGAGAGAAGAAACCUCAAAAUGGGAUUCCUCUGCCCCCACAGAUAUUCAACGAAGAGCAGUACUGUGGGGAUUUUGACUCUUUCUUCUCUGCAAAAGAAGAGAAUAUUAUUUAUUCCUUCCUUGGCUUGGCUCCCCCUCCAGGCUCAAAGGUGACAAAAUCGUCCGAGGAAGCAUCUUCCCUUCCCAAUGGUGAUGUGGCAGGAGAAGCACAGAGCAACACAGAGGGAACAGAGAAGGCUGAAGAAAGUGGACAACACGAGGCACAAAAAGAAGGCAGUGAAGAUGCGGGCAACCUCACCGGAUCCCCAGAGAAGAAUGAAGAAGAGGGAGAGACAGCAACAGAAGAGAAUAAGACGGAAGAAAUAACUGCGGAGGGAGCUGAAGGGGAAGCGGAGGAAGAGGAAGCUGAGAAAGGAGAAGAGGAGGGGCCAGGAGAAGAAGAAGAAGGAGAAGAGGAAGAAGGAGAAGAGGAAGAAGAUUCUUAGGCCUUUUCAUGCUUUAUUCUUCCACUUGUCCAGGAAACCCAAGCCACGAAGCACCAUUUCAACUCUCUUCCCACAAACCAAAUUCAACAAAAUGCUUUGGCUCGAAGCUAGCACACGUCUGUCAGUACAUCCAGGGUUCACCGAGGAAUUGUAUGAUCUGACACGGUUAGAUCUCCAUGCAUAUACCUGCUUAAUCAUAUCAACAUGAAAUCAAAUGUGAAGAUAGCACAUGCAUAUCUUCAUGGGCCUGACAUUUGUGGCCUUUGCUUAAUUUUUUGCUCUGCAUGAAUAGACCUUCUAAUACCCUGAAAAAAUUUCAAAAUAUAGAACUUCUCUUUGUGAUAUGACAAAAGUAUUUCUUUGUAUGUGCCUUAUGCUACUUUUCUCAGAACUAGCUUUGAAAAUGAAGAGAUUUAUAGAGAACAAUCAUACUAAUAAAGAUGAAUA